AUGCUCCAGUCUGUGGAGAUUUCGUUGCAGCACGACAAUCGUGUCUUGGCGUUAGAGCAAAGCUCUGGAGUCAUCUCUAGGUACCAAGGACCACCGAUUCUCCUCCCAUUUCAUGAGGCAUGUCGCUUUGGAUCAACAAUACUUCUCGAUUGGAUUUGGAACGAGUGCCCCACCCGGAAAGAUGCCAGAAAAUCUUUCUGGUGUCUCACCAAUUAUCUACGCUCCGAUCCCUAUUACCACCGCUGGCAAUUUGAAAAGUCGCUAGAAGUUGCAGCUUCUCGAGUUGAGAAUGACCAAUUGUUGCAGUGUCUAGAUGAACUUGGAAGUGACGAUUUAAAAUCUGCGAUUAAAUAUGCCCUGGAAAUUGGUGAUACUGAGCUGGCACAAUCUCUCGUUCCAGUUGGUAAAUGCGUACUAGACUAUGCCACUGGCUGUUCGCAUGUGGAAGUGGUCAACUGGUUAUUGGAUUGCGGAUACCUGCGUCUAGACGCUCAACUUGCGGUUUCCGCUAUUGAAAACGUAGCACUUCGAGGCAGUUUGGAGCUUCUGCAGCAGAUUUUUCAGCUUCAUUCUCCGCUUCCUGACAAUCAUGAACAUUGGGCAAAAGCGUGGGGGUACGCAAUACUAGCUGCGUGCACUCGCGGCCACGUUGCUAUCGUCCAGUGGCUGGUAGAACAUCACUUAAGGCGAGAAGCAUGUGAGAAUAUUUCAACAUACGAGCCCCACUCGGCUCCUCUCGCCCUCGUAGCUAAGGAAGGUCAUGUUGCCGUGAUGCAGUAUCUGUUUGAUCAAGGAUUGACUGACGGAUCCUUACUCGCUAUGCAUAAUGCUAUUGAUAAAGGCCAGGUGAGCUCUGUGGAGUGGUUGCUUGGACAUUUUCCGUUUGAUGAAUACAGAAAGACUGGCGAAGCGAUUGACAAAUCCGCAGAGUACGGACACCUAGCGAUGCUUGAGUUUUUCCAUGAAGUGGACUCAACGAUGUCGUACGAAGAUGUAGAGACAAAGCGAAGACGUAUCGAUCCCCCCAUUUCGUGGUGGGUACAUGCGAAAGACCCCAUUUAUUGGGCUGCCAAAUCUGGUCAUAUAGAAAUACUCGAGUGGAUCCAAGCCAAUCGUUCACAGAAAUGCUUGCCUGACAGCAUCGAUAUUGCUGCUAAGUACGGACACCUAGAGGUGACAAAAUGGCUGCAUCAGCACCGAACUGAAGGCUGCACAAAUAUGAUCCUGGUCCAAGCUGCGAAGCUCGGGCAUCUGGAUGUGGUCCAGUGGUUGCAUUUGAAUUUCCCAGAGAAAUGCAGCUCAGAAGCGAUGUACGUUGCAGCAGAAAACGGUCACUCCGCGACGGUGUAGUGGUUGUACUUGAAUUGCCCCAAUUCAC
This is a messenger RNA of Phytophthora nicotianae INRA-310, 1378 nucleotides long. RefSeq lists its product as hypothetical. The record is from RefSeq and is a predicted model, not a curated record. Lineage: Eukaryota; Oomycota; Peronosporomycetes; Peronosporales; Peronosporaceae. Gene Ontology annotation, molecular function: protein binding. Bases 1 to 1350 code for a protein of 449 amino acids. The transcript has 2 exons.